GUCAUUGGGAUAAGUACUAGCCCAGCAGUCGGUUAAUCAUAUUACAUUUCGGAAGAUAUACAUUUCUUUAAAAAACAACCCAAAAACCAUGAAGUUCCUGGCUCUGAGUUUCGCCCUGAUUGCCGCCAUGGUGGCCUGCUCCUUGGCCCUUCCCGUGGAGCUGCAGAACAACAUCGAACCCCUGAACCUCUGGGAAUUGGAGGUUCAAGAGCCGGAGCCACAGCUGGAUGAAGUGGAGGGUGAAAGAGUGGCCCGAGGACUAGGAGGCUUUGGUGGACUGGGCGGCAAGUUCGGUGGACUUGGUGGCCUGAAAGGAUUCGGUGGUCUGGGCCAUGGUUUCGGCGGUGGCUUCGGUGGACAUGGAUUCGGCGGUGGAUUCGGUGGUCUUGGCGGAUUCAAGAGCCUUUUCAACAAGAAGUUCUAAUAAUCUAAGUUCAAAGUUCGCUAAUCAUCCCAUCUCUAGCUUAAGAAUUACAAAAUAAAGUACAAUAAUAGUUUUAGAAUUUUAAAA
Molecule: messenger RNA, 511 nt
Organism: Drosophila bipectinata
Lineage: Eukaryota; Metazoa; Arthropoda; Insecta; Diptera; Drosophilidae
Source: RefSeq, a predicted model, not a curated record